GGCGGGGACAGGAACGAGGAAGGUGACGCCACGACGUACGCGGGGACGUCCGAAGCCGUCUCCAAGUCUUCCUCCCCUUACUCUGGUGGGUCUGAAGAUGACAGCAGCAAGCCGACAAGAAGUCCUCGGCCUCUACCGAAGCAUUUUCAGGCUUGCACGGAAAUGGCAGGCAGCAUCAGGGCAGAUGGAAGACACCAUCAAAGAAAAACAGUACAUACUAAAUGAAGCCAGAACACUGUUCCAGAAAAACAAAAAUCUCACAGACCCAGACUUAAUUAAACAGUGUAUAGACGAAUGUACAGCCAGGAUUGAGAUUGGACUGCAUUACCAGAUUCCUUAUCCCAGACCGAUCCAUCUACCCCCAAUGGGUCUCACCCCACGACGAGGCCGGGGACUUCAAACCCAGGAGAAACUAAGAAAAUUUUCCAAACCACUGUAUCUGAAGUCUCAUGAUGAAGUUUCCUAACAAAGAAGACACUUUACUUUUUAGAAUGGUGAGCCAACUCGGUUUUGAAUAUAAACAAGGCAAUAUACCCUCCUUGAUUAGAAGCAAAAUACUUUUCAGACCUCCAAAAUUGGUCUUCACCUAUGACAUGUGGCUGCAGGCAUCCCUAGGGUUUUUCGGGGUCUUGCUGCUGCUUGAGCUGAUGGACUUCACAUCUUCCCUGAUGUCAUCCUUGGGAGCUGUCUGAGGCCUGUGGGGAAGACUGAAGGCAAUUCCUGGGCGGCCUUUCAGCACACAUCUGAUGCAGAGGGAUUAGCUAGUUGCCGCAAGUUCACAUGGCUCCAAAACUGCUCUGCUCCCAAAAUACUUUAUAGAGUUUUUUUCCACAAGUUAUUUUCAUUUGAUUAAAACUGGUUUCUGUGUGGGCUUUUUCUGUGAUCUCCUGACUCUUGUAAUUUCCAAAUUUAUCCCUUUAUAAAGGGCAGCUUUGGAUUGAUCAUGCUUCUUUGUUGUUUUGUUGGAUUUUGUGUGUGUGGAGGGGAUUGUUUUGAGACAGGGAUUUCCUAUGUAGCACUUGCUGGCUUAGAACUCUCUAUGUAGACUAGACCUUGUGUUGACCUCCUGCUUCAGCUUCUCAAGUACUAAAAUUAUAGACACGAGUCACUAAACUGAACUGAUCAUGUGAUCUUUUUAAUGGAAAUAUGAUAUAACACCCCUCUCCCUGAUGAUAAAUGAAAGUACAUGCCUUAAUUAAACAUGUGUUUAUUUUAAAAUAAACUGUGAUUACUUAAGAUGCA
Molecule: messenger RNA, 1242 nt
Organism: Rattus norvegicus (Norway rat)
Lineage: Eukaryota; Metazoa; Chordata; Mammalia; Rodentia; Muridae
Gene: Lyrm1
Product: LYR motif containing 1
Exons: 4
Coding region: 98-466 (122 amino acids)
Cellular component (GO): mitochondrion
Source: RefSeq, marked validated